CAUCUUGCUCUCACCAUGAGCUGCCGCAUACAGAGCUCCUCCGCCAGCUAUGGAGGUGGAUUCGGGGGCGGCUCUUGCCAGCUGGGAGGAGGCCGCAGUAUCUCCACCUGCUCAUCACGCUUUGUCUCUGGGGGAUCAGCUGGGGGCUACGGGGGCGGCAUGAGCUGCGGCUUCGGUGCAGGGGCUGGUAGUGGUUUUGGCGGAGGCUUCGGAGGGGGCUUUGGAGGUGGCCUUGGAGGUGGCUUUGGUGGGGGUUUUGGCGCUGGCUUUGGUGACUUUGGUGGCAGCGAUGGCGGCCUCCUCUCCGGCAACGAGAAGCUCACCAUGCAGAACCUCAACGACCGGCUGGCCUCCUACCUGGACAAGGUGCGCGCCCUGGAGGAGGCCAACGCCGACCUGGAGGUGAAGAUCCGGGACUGGUACCAGAAGCAGAGCCCCAGCAGCCCGGAGCGGGACUAUAGCCACUACUACAAGACCAUCGAGGACCUGCGGGACAAGAUCCUGGCGGCCACCAUCGACAACAACCGGGUCGUUCUGGAGAUCGACAAUGCCAGGCUGGCUGCGGACGACUUUAGGCUCAAGUAUGAGAACGAGCUGGCCCUGCGCCAGAGCGUGGAGGCCGACAUCAACGGCCUGCGCAGGGUGCUGGACGAGCUGACCCUGACCAAGACCGACCUGGAGAUGCAGAUCGAGAGCCUGAACGAGGAGCUGGCCUUCCUGAAGAAGAACCAUGAGGAGGAGAUGAAGGAGUUCAGCAGCCAGCUGGCCGGCCAGGUCAACGUGGAGAUGGACGCGGCCCCGGGCGUGGACCUGACCCGCGUGCUGGCGGAGAUGAGGGAACAGUACGAGGCCAUGGCCGAGAAGAACCGCCGGGACGCCGAGGAAUGGUUCCACAGCAAGAGUGCAGAGCUGAACAAGGAGGUGUCUUCUAGCACCGCCAUGAUCCAGACCAGCAAGACAGAGAUCACAGAGCUCAGACGCACCCUCCAGGGCCUGGAGAUUGAGCUGCAGUCCCAGCUCAGCAUGAAAGCCGGGCUGGAGAGCUCGCUGGCGGAGAUGGAGUGCCGCUAUGCCAUGCAGCUGCAGCAGAUCCAGGGGCUCAUCGGCGGCCUGGAGGCCCAGCUGAGCGAGCUCCGCAGCGAGAUGGAGUGCCAAGACCAGGAGUACAGGACGCUGCUGGACAUCAAGACGCGGCUGGAGCAGGAGAUCGCCACCUACCGCAGCCUGCUGGAGGGCCAGGACGCCAGGAUGACUGGCUUACCCUCCUCAGGAGGAAGCACCGGCGUCACUGGCACCACUGCCUCCCCUCCCAGUCGCCGCAUUUCCGACACCCGUAAGCCUUAAAUCCACCCGGCCUCCUCUCCCUCUGUCUUCAGCACCCAGAGGAGAGAGAUGACAGGUCCCUGCAGGAGAGAGGGAGGGACCGCAGGACGCUCAGGACACCCGCCCCCCGGGGCUCUCCCGAGGGCGGGCGCUCUGCGCUUCU
Molecule: messenger RNA, 1486 nt
Organism: Acinonyx jubatus (cheetah)
Lineage: Eukaryota; Metazoa; Chordata; Mammalia; Carnivora; Felidae
Product: keratin, type I cytoskeletal 13
Exons: 8
Coding region: 16-1344 (442 amino acids)
Cellular component (GO): keratin filament
Molecular function (GO): structural molecule activity
Source: RefSeq, a predicted model, not a curated record